Messenger RNA from Miscanthus lutarioriparius, 678 nucleotides. Lineage: Eukaryota; Viridiplantae; Streptophyta; Magnoliopsida; Poales; Poaceae. The record is from the annotation of a GenBank genome assembly.
AUGGCUAUGGCGGUAGGAGCAAGGGCGGCUGGGGAGCUGAGGUUCCCGACGGCGGUCCCGUGUGGGGCUGUCCGCCCACGCUCGUGCGCGCUCCCUCGGGUCACCGUCCCACGCGGCGGUGGCGGUCUCCCGGCGGCCGCAACUAAGAUUUCUGCAGUUCCCAGGAGGAAUGUGCUGUCAACAAUGCUCUCCACUUCGACGAUCCUGCUCUUGGGUCCGAGACAGAUCACCUUAGCAGAGACAACCGGUGGCGCAUUCAGGGAGUACAUCGACAUAUUUGAUGGCUACACUUUCCUGUACCCGAAGAGCUGGAUCCAGGUCCGGGGAGCUGGUGCAGACAUAUUCUUCAGAGACCCCUUCGUCCUCGACGAGAACAUGUCGGUCGAGAUAUCGUCGCCUUCGUCGUCCAAGUACACGAGCGUCGAGGAUCUCGGCCCUCCGGAGAAGGCUGCAGAGAAGGUGAACAUUAAAUCCUAUGCGAGCAACAACGAGCUGGCGGUGAUGCCGCAGGACAGGGUGCAGAGCCUGGAGUGGGACCGCCGAUACCUGUCGGUGCUCGGCGUCGAGAACAAGCGGCUCUACGAGCUCCGGCUGCAGACGCCAGAGCAGGUGUUCAUGCAGGAAGAGGACGACCUCAGAAGAGUCAUGGACUCCUUCAGGGUCAUCAAGGCGGCGUAG